GCCCGGUUCCGUAUUCCGUACCGUACCCUAAUACCCUUCACUUUAAGUUGAGUGGCGAAUACAGUGCGGUGCCGGUGUUCUAAUUAAUUUCUGAUAUCACUAUUCAUUGGGUUCUCUUUAUCACCAAAGAUGUCUGAAAAACAUUUAAAAGCUGGUUACCCUCUCCCUCCAUACAAUGGAAAGCUCCGUCUAUUCGCCAUGAGGUUCUGUCCGUACGCUGAGCGCAGUGUGCUGGUCCUCAAUGCCAAGAACCUGCAGUACGACCUGGUGUUCGUCAACCUAGACAGCAAGCCGGAAUGGAUCUUUGAGUUCAACCCGAAAGGUUCAGUGCCAGCAUUGGAAUACGAGCAAGGCAAAGCUAUCUUCGACAGCGCUAUCAUCAACACCUACCUCGAUGAGAAGUAUCCGGAAGUCCCACUGCAGGCCACGGACCCACUCCGCAGAGCACAGGAUAAAGUGUUUGUGGAACUGUUCUUGGGGGCACAUUCAUCCUUUUAUGUCGCUGCAUUCAACCCAGAUGGCUUCGAGUCUUCCCACCUAGAAGCCUACAACAAAGGCCUGGUACGCCUGGAGAAGGAACUAGAAUCCCGCGGUACCAAGUUCCUGCACAGUGACGAACCAGGGCUAGUAGAUUACACAAUCUGGCCUCAUCUGGAACGAUUUGAGUCUCUGCCACUCCUCGGGAAGACAGAGAUGGCUAUUGACAGCACUAAGUACCCACGUGUGGCAAGCUACUUGGAGGCGAUGAAGCAAGUGCCAGCCGUGAAGCAAUACUACCUAUCCGCCGAGACCCACGCCAAAUUCGUCGAGUCCAAGACGAAGGGCGAAGCCAACUACAACAUGCUCGACACUAGUGAUGUGUGCUGCAUGCGCCCUAGGAAGAAGAAGCAGUAAACGUUUACCAACUGUUUUGUACCCCUGGCUGAUUUGAAUAAAGCCUAGAAUGGAGCACCAGAAUAGUCAAUGUCAGGAGUGUUUCACCUUUUUUAUUGGCCCCUUUGUACCCCUGGCUAUUUCGAAUUAAACCUAGAAGAGCUAAUGUCAGGGGUAUUUCACCUUUUUUUAUGGAAUUUCAAUGAUAUUUCAUCAUUCAAAUGUCAAAACACUUCGUUAUAAUUAUGAUUGAAAAUUAGAGGGUGAAAACGCUUAGAUAUUGACUCAGAACUUCUUUAGUGCUGGGAUAAAAGUAAAAUCGAAAUGCACCUGUUUUUACCAACUAUUGCUUUUACUAUGGAUAGUUAGAAUCGUUAGAUUUGAUUUCAUUGGUGUCUUAAGUAUUUUCUAGACGUUAUUCAUUUGCCUUAAAAGACAAACGUAAAAAGCAAAAAGUACAUAAUAAUGUUUACAACUGCGAUAUUAACAAGGGAAUACUCUAUUUUGUAUGCAAUAUGGUCAAGCCGAAAUUUAUGUUAAGAAUCACUUUACACAAUUGUAAUGAAUGAGCAGACUUUGAUAUUACAAAAAAGUACAAUAAAUGUUUAAAGUAAC
Messenger RNA from Leguminivora glycinivorella, 1488 nucleotides. It is a transcript of the gene GSTo1, whose product is annotated as pyrimidodiazepine synthase-like. Gene Ontology annotation, molecular function: glutathione dehydrogenase (ascorbate) activity; glutathione transferase activity. Gene Ontology annotation, cellular component: cytoplasm. The transcript has 6 exons. The record is from RefSeq and is a predicted model, not a curated record. Lineage: Eukaryota; Metazoa; Arthropoda; Insecta; Lepidoptera; Tortricidae. The coding region runs from base 130 to 894 and encodes 254 amino acids. Gene Ontology annotation, biological process: glutathione metabolic process.